AUGGCUCCUCCGCUGCAGGAUACCGGGGUGAGCGUUGGGAAGAAGAAGGUGGCGAACGGCGGCGAGGUCUGUUCCCGCCGUUUUUUCACCUGGGAGGAGGUGGCGCUGCGCACGGGUCGGAUCCAGCCUUAUCUCCAGGAGCGGUGGCUGGUGAUCGACAGGAAAGUCUACGACAUCAGCAGCUUCUUCCAGCGGCACCCGGGAGGCCCCAGGGUGAUCAGCCACUAUGCCGGCCAGGACGCCACGGAUGCGUUCACAGCAUUCCACCUUCAGAAGACUCAAGUGAGCAAAUUCUUGAAUUCACUGCUGAUAGGGGAGCUGGCCCCAGAUCAACCUAGCUCCGAGGCCAGCAAAAAUCAAUUGUUAAUGAAAGACUUCAGGGAGCUGCGGUCCACAGUUGAGAAGAUGGGACUUCUGAAGCCAAAUAGCCUCUUCUUUUUCCUGAUGUUCCUUCACAUCGUGAUUCUGGAUGUCGCUGCCUGGAUGACUAUCUGGUACUUUGGGUCAUCCUUAGUACCCUUCUUCAUAGGUGUUGCAUUGAAUACUAUUGCUCAGACCCAAAUGUCCUGGUUGCAGCAUGAUUUGGGGCACCUUUCUGUCUUUAGAACACCCAAGUGGAAUCAUGUGGGUCACAAGAUUUUCAUGUCCCUAUUUAAAGGACUGCCUUCCCACUGGUGGAAUAAUCUGCAUUUCCAGCACCACGCCAAACCUAACUGCUACCGCAAAGACCCUGAUCUCAACAUGCACCCCCUUGUAUUCGCUUUGGGGAAGAAACUGGCUGCAGAGCUUGGGUUGCAGAAAAAGAAGUUCAUGCCAUACAACCAUCAACAUAAGUACUUCUUCAUUUUGGCCCCGGCUUUGCUGGUUCCCUUCUUUCAGUUGUCUAUAUUCUACUCUUCAAUCAAGCGCAAAGAGUGGGUGGACCUAGCCUUGAUUGUGUCCUACAAUAUUCGCGUCUGUCUUAUCUACGUUCCCAUCAUGGGAUUUAACUGUUUUAUGGCAUACUACUGGCUGUCCAGAUUCCUAGAGUCAGUCUGGUUUAUUUGGAUUUCGCAAAUGAAUCACAUCCCAAUGAACAUUGAUUAUGACAAAAACCUGGACUGGGUGUCUACCCAGCUCCAAGCCACAUGCAAUGUGAAUCAGUCCCCAUUCAAUGACUGGUUCUCCGGCCAUCUGAACUUCCAGAUUGAGCACCACCUUUUCCCCACAAUGCCUCGACACAACUUCUCAAAGGUGGCCCCCCUUGUGAAAUCUCUCUGUGCCAAGCACGGCAUUGACUAUCAAAGCAAGCCCCUGCUCACUGCCUUUGCGGACAUUUUGCACUCUCUCAAGGAUUCCGGGGAAGUCUGGCUGGAUGCGUAUCUGUAUGGAUAAGAAGCAGCAGCUACUGGAGAACGAGUCCCAGCAUGAGCCAUGAAGAAGCACUGCAGACUAGAGGACAGCCAAUGUGCUAUGGAAGAAUUUGGGGUCUGGUGGGUGAGCUGGACAAAUGUUAACAAAUUUGGGGGCAGAGGAGCAGUUCUGAAACUCUUUCCCACAUCCUAUGCACAGUGUUUUCUUGUGCACAUGUUCUACUCGUUGUACUGUCGCCUGUGGUGAGUUAAGAGAAGGGAAGGUCUGCACUUCACGUAUGAGAACAUUUUGCUUGUUGCAUGCAUAGGACAGGAACGUCACUAUCCUCUUCCUCGUGGUGGGAUGGGAGCAUUCAGAAGGCAGAGGAGGAGAGUUUAAAGCUGAAGGACAGAGUUACGUUUCCAUGUUUAUUCCAAUUCUGUACUGUCGUACCAUUUGUGAAAGCCACAGGUUAGUUGAAGGGCAAUUUUUAACGGAUACCAUUGUAGGUUUCCAUCAGGGGAAGAGACAAGUUUCCUAGCUGAGUUGAAGGCCCAUUUUAGAGUGUAUUCAAGUUCAAAUUUCAGAAAGCAUUGUGUUAAGAGCAUUGGUUGUGGGUGGU
Molecule: messenger RNA, 1954 nt
Organism: Elgaria multicarinata webbii
Lineage: Eukaryota; Metazoa; Chordata; Lepidosauria; Squamata; Anguidae
Product: acyl-CoA (8-3)-desaturase-like
Exons: 12
Coding region: 1-1374 (457 amino acids)
Biological process (GO): lipid metabolic process
Cellular component (GO): membrane
Molecular function (GO): oxidoreductase activity, acting on paired donors, with oxidation of a pair of donors resulting in the reduction of molecular oxygen to two molecules of water
Source: RefSeq, a predicted model, not a curated record